AUGGUCAAAUCAUUUUCCAAGUCUAAGCGCACCCCUGUACGAUUAAGGCAUAAAAUUGAAAAGGCCAGUGCCGCCAAGCAGAGGAAAUUGAGAAAAGAGUCGAAAAAAAAUCCUCAAUGGAAAUCCCGCCUGAAGAAGGACCCUGGAAUCCCCAAUCUGUUCCCUUUCAAAGAGAAAAUCCUCGAAGAGAUUGAGGAGAAGAAGAGACAAAAAGCCGAGAAUGCACAGAGACUGCGGGAUGCCGCAAGGGAAAAGAAGAAAGCAGGCAAGGAGCAGGCCACGAAUGAACCUACCGAGGACGACGAGGACGACCUGAUGGAGGAAGACGACGACGACGAUGACGAUGUCCUCGACGAAGAAAUGGAGGAUGCCAACGACGGCGCAAAUCCUUUGGCUGCUUUGGUAGCCUCGGCCCAAGCAAGGGCAGCUGAAUUUGACAAAGGGGCUCUCGAAGGCGACGUUGCCGCAGACGAUGACGAGGAUGAAAAUGACGGGGUCCCACUCUCGGAGACCAUAGCAGCUGACCAUAGAAACCCGGAUUCGUCUCGGAGGGCUUUCGAUAAAAUCUUCAAGCAAGUUCUCGACAGCGCAGACGUGGUAUUGUACGUGUUGGAUGCUCGAGAUCCCGAAGGCACACGGUCGCGCGAAGUCGAACGCCAAAUCAUGUCCGCCGAGGCAGGCUCCAAACGGCUGAUUUUAGUCUUGAACAAGAUUGAUCUGGUGCCGCCGCCGGUGUUGAAGGGGUGGUUGACACAUCUACGACGAUAUUUUCCCACGAUCCCCUUGCGAGCAUCGACCCCUGCGUCCAAUGCCCAGACAUUCGAUCACAAGCAGCUCACCGUCAAGGGCACGUCAGAAACACUGCUUCGCGCUCUGAAGUCGUAUGCGGCUUCGAAGCAGCUCAAGCGAUCUAUUUCAGUCGGCGUCAUAGGGUAUCCCAAUGUUGGAAAGUCGUCCGUCAUCAAUGCUCUGACAUCCCGCUUGAACAAAGGCACCCAAAGCUUCGCGUGUCCUGUUGGUUCCGAGGCUGGUGUGACCACGAGUUUGAGAGAAGUCAAGGUUGACAGCAAACUCAAAAUCCUAGACUCACCGGGAAUAGUCUUCCCGUCGACAGUCGACGGCGAGACCAAGCAGGACCGCGAACGGCGGAGAGCGGAACACGAAGCACGACUGAUCCUCCUGAACGCCCUCCCACCCCGGCAAAUCUCAGAUCCCAUUCCUGCCGUGAACCUCCUCAUGUCACGACUCUCCACCUCUGAGGCGCUCUACGAGAAGCUGCUAGGCUAUUACGGGAUUGUUGCGCUGGGCCCGUUCGCCAAGGGAGACACGGUCACGGAUUUCCUAGUCCAAGUGGCGCGGAAGCGAGGUAGGUUGGGCCGAGGCGGAGUGCCCAAUCUGAAUGCGGCGGCCAUGACGGUAAUCACGGACUGGAGGGAUGGGAGAAUCCAAGGCUGGGUCGAUCCUCCUGUUCUCAGAGUCGCGGAUGACGCGGAGAUGGUCGAGGGAGAUGGAGAGGGCGGAGACAAGGCUUCGGCAGUGGCUCCCGAUCGAAAGGAAAUCGUCAAAGAGUGGGCAGCCGAGUUCAAAUUGGAAGGCCUCUGGGGCGAUGGGAGUGAUGGGAAGGUAGACAAGGCUGGAAACGAUGCUAUGCAAGUCGAGUCAUGA
Messenger RNA from Capronia epimyces CBS 606.96, 1665 nucleotides. RefSeq lists its product as uncharacterized. Gene Ontology annotation, cellular component: nucleolus. The record is from RefSeq and is a predicted model, not a curated record. Bases 1 to 1665 code for a protein of 554 amino acids. Gene Ontology annotation, molecular function: GTP binding. The transcript is spliced from 3 exons. Lineage: Eukaryota; Fungi; Ascomycota; Eurotiomycetes; Chaetothyriales; Herpotrichiellaceae.